GUCUGCCUGCUCGCCAGACUGCCUGCCCGCAGGGCCGCGGAGUGCCGCGCGGGGCCGUGGAGCCUGCGGAGCCGAGCCGGGGACCCCGAGCGCUGGAGGCGGCGGCGCGGAACCCAGGUGGCAGUGCUGCGGAUGGAUGAGGCUCAGUGCGCUGGUGGGUGAAGUCGGCCUUCGCAUCAUGUCAUCAUGUGUCUCUAGCCAGCCCAGCAGUGAGCAGGCUGCCCCCCAGGAUGAGCUGGGGGGCAGGGGUGGCAGCAGUGAAGGCCAGAAGCCCUGCGAGGCCCUCCGGGGCCUCUCCUCCCUGAGCAUCCACUUGGGCAUGGAGUCCUUCAUCGUAGUCCCUGAGUGUGAGCCAGGCCGGGCUGUGGAUCUCCGCCUGGCCCGGGGCCAGACCCUGGAGGCUGAUGGCCACAAAGUCUCCCUCGAUGCCCGGCUCUCAGCUCGAAAACUGUCCCUGCAGGAGCAGCCCCAGAGUGGGCUGACAGCUGGCAGCCCCGAUGUGAAUGGUCGCUGUGCCCUCUCCCUGUCCUACUCACCCGCCAGCUCCCCACAGUCUUCUCCGCGGCUUCCCCGGCGACCCACGGUGGAGUCUCACCACGUCUCCAUCACAGGCAUGCAGGACUGUGUGCAGCUGAACCAGUACACACUGAAGGAUGAGAUUGGGAAGGGCUCCUAUGGUGUGGUCAAGUUGGCUUACAAUGAAAACGACAAUACCUACUAUGCCAUGAAGGUUCUGUCCAAAAAGAAGCUCAUCCGACAGGCCGGCUUUCCACGUCGCCCUCCACCCCGAGGUGCCCGCCCAGCUCCUGGGGGCUGUGUUCAGCCCCGGGGCCCCAUUGAGCAAGUAUACCAGGAAAUUGCCAUUCUUAAGAAGUUGGACCACCCUAAUGUGGUGAAGUUGGUGGAGGUCCUAGAUGACCCCAAUGAGGACCAUCUGUACAUGGUGUUUGAGCUUGUCAACCAGGGGCCUGUAAUGGAAGUGCCUACCCUCAAGCCGCUCUCUGAAGACCAGGCCCGUUUCUACUUCCAGGAUCUGAUCAAAGGCAUUGAGUACUUACACUAUCAGAAGAUCAUCCACCGGGACAUCAAACCUUCCAACCUCCUGGUCGGAGAAGAUGGGCACAUCAAGAUUGCUGAUUUUGGCGUGAGCAAUGAGUUCAAGGGCAGCGAUGCCCUCCUCUCCAACACUGUGGGCACACCUGCAUUCAUGGCACCUGAGUCACUCUCAGAAACCCGCAAGAUCUUCUCUGGGAAGGCGUUGGAUGUGUGGGCCAUGGGUGUGACGCUGUACUGCUUUGUCUUUGGCCAGUGCCCAUUCAUGGAUGAGCGGAUCAUGUGUUUGCACAGUAAGAUCAAGAGUCAGGCCCUGGAAUUUCCAGACCAGCCUGACAUAGCCGAGGACUUGAAAGACCUGAUCACCCGUAUGUUGGACAAGAACCCCGAGUCUAGGAUUAUGGUGCCGGAAAUCAAGCUGCACCCUUGGGUCACAAGGCACGGGGCCGAGCCAUUGCCAUCGGAGGAUGAGAACUGCACGCUGGUGGAGGUGACUGAAGAGGAAGUCGAGAAUUCAGUCAAACACAUUCCCAGCCUGGCGACCGUGAUCCUGGUGAAGACCAUGAUCCGGAAGCGCUCCUUUGGGAAUCCGUUUGAGGGCAGCCGGCGGGAGGAGCGAGCCUUGUCUGCACCUGGGACCCUGCUCAUAAAAAAGCCAACCAGGGAGUGGGAGCCCCUCUCUGAGCCCAAGGAAGCAAGGCAGCGAAGAGUUGGCCCCCGAAGGGGAGGAGGAAGUGCUCUUGUGAAAGGUGGUCCCUGCGUGUGAAGUUGUGGGGUCCUGGCCCCUGGCUCCCCCACGCAUGUGCCUCCACUGCAGCCCGAAGAGUUGAUGGAGCCGGAGUAGCACCUGGACCACUCGACCUCGCAUGCCUGGCUGUGUCGCCCCACGCAGGGCGGCUGCACCGCGUUUCCAUAGCCGCAUGUCCUACGGAAACCCGCACGUGUAGAGCCUUGACCGUCAUUUCUGGUUACUUGUUUUCUUCCUUGUUAUUUUAAAGGGGACCAAAAAAACCAGCUCUGACGUCGUGGCCGCUGGCUGGCUGGCUGGCCCCAGGGGUAUGAGUUGCAGACCCAAACCCAUUGUGCAUUUUGGGACAGUUGCUUUUUAAAAUGUUUUUAUGCCAAAAACAAUAACAACAAAGAAACAACCUUUAUUGUAAAUUCAGAACCCUGUUAGAUGUACUGAGUGGAUGUGCACAGGCUUGGACUGUUGGGGGAAGCAGGCUACGCACUGUGUGGCUGUUUCCAAAGGAAGGUACAGGCAACCCCUGUGCCAUCCCCAAGCCGUGGAAUCUUCCAGAACCAUGCCUGGAGAGC
This is a messenger RNA of Perognathus longimembris pacificus (Pacific pocket mouse), 2370 nucleotides long. RefSeq names its product calcium/calmodulin dependent protein kinase kinase 2 (gene Camkk2). Lineage: Eukaryota; Metazoa; Chordata; Mammalia; Rodentia; Heteromyidae. Bases 137 to 1819 code for a protein of 560 amino acids. Gene Ontology annotation, biological process: protein phosphorylation; CAMKK-AMPK signaling cascade; activation of protein kinase activity. Gene Ontology annotation, molecular function: protein kinase activity; ATP binding. The transcript is spliced from 17 exons. The record is from RefSeq and is a predicted model, not a curated record.